AAAAUCUAAAGAAUUAAAAUUCCUGAAUAAUGCCAUGUCAAAUAUUAACGUUCUUUUCUUUUGUUGCAGAACACAAAUGCGUUCGACGUGUGACGAACAGGAAUGCCUACAGUUAAGGAAAUGACAAACGCCGCAGCAAAAUGGCUGAACAACAUUGGAAAAUAUGGAUGAACACACUUAUUCCUUUCGUUCUCCUGACUACGACUUUUGCCGAUUUCACUACAGAAUGCCAAAGGCCAUGUGACUGUCGGUGGCAGUCCGGAAAUAAAGCAGCUAUUUGCUCAAAUUCAAGUUUGAAGAUAAUACCAGCAAAUUUAAGUAGUGAUAUACAAAUAUUAGACCUAUCAAAUAAUAAUUUACAACAGCUACACCAUGAAGCUUUCAAGAAAGUAGGCCUUAGUAAUCUUAAAAAACUUUUUCUAAAAGAGUGCAACAUAGAAUUGGUACAGAAAUCGGCCUUCGUAACAUUAGCGAUAAUGAUUGAAUUAGAUCUGUCUAAAAACAGAAUACGAUAUCUACAUCCCGAUACCUUCAAGGGUACCGAGAAAUUAAGAUUGAUAAACUUGAGUCAUAACUUUAUCGAUAAACUUGAAGAUGGUACAUUCCGCAACUUGAAGUAUCUACAGAAGGUGGAAUUGAGCAAUAACAGAAUAGUGCGGAUCGGUACUAAAGCAUUCCAAAACUUACCUCAACUUAAGAUUUUGAGAUUUGAUGGCAACAAUCUGAAUCAUAUGAAGCCUGAAACUUUAAUGGGACUGAGAAACUUGUCCGGCUUGGAUUUACACAACAACCCGUGGCGCUGCGACUGCAACCUCCAAACCUUCAGAGAUUGGGUAAUCAGUCAUAAUUUGUACACGCCACCGACUUCGUGUGCGGAGCCAAUAUCUAUCCGGGACAAACUUUGGAACGAAUUAGACUCAUCUAGCUUCGCGUGCCGGCCUACUAUACUCGAACCACUACCCGAUGCAACGGUAAAAAGUUACGAUGAGAACGUUACCUUGAGUUGCAAAGUUGUCGGGAAUCCCACACCUGAUGUCGUGUGGCGAUUUAAUGGGAAGACUAUCGAGACCAAAGCGUUUGGUGAAAUAAGAUACGUUAUCAGCGAGAAUACUAUCGAUUUAAUACGUUGGGUUAACUUGACCAUUCUUCAUGCUAGGUAUAAUGAUAAAGGAAAUUACACUUGUAUUUCUGAAAAUCCUGGUGGUCGAGAUGAAAAGACGCUGACAUUGAUCCUAUCCAAAUAUUCAGGAGGUGGCAUAAUAGCGGGAAUUGAUGCGGAUGCUUUUGCCAUACUAGUAGGUUGUCUGGUAGCUAUAGUGAUAAUUUUUGGAGCGGUCCUAACGGUUUGCUAUCAUACGACACAGAAUAACGAAAUCAAAAGACUGAUUAAAACUGAUACUCGUUCUUCGAAUGGAGAAGCUUUAAUUGAGGGUUCAGUAGCAUCUGAAUUAGAGAAAGGAUUUAAAGCAGAAGUUAACCCUAUUACGAAACCUCCAAGAAAGAGCGACGUCAUGCCAUCCCUCCCUAGCAAGGCCACUGAGAUGUCAGAACUUAACAAAACAUUAUUAGAAAGCGACACCAUACAUGCAUUGUCUGAAGAAAGCCGGCUACAAGAAGUGGAGCUGCCAAGAAUUUCUCAAGAGACACUAUUGAUAGAUCGACUCAGUCAAGACCACCAAACGUACCCCCCAGAUCUGUUAUCCUUCCCACUCAGAGGUAGCACCCAAAUUUCUCCCGCCGGAAACUCAUCAGGUCAAGAUAGACUCAGUCAUACCAAUACAGAAAGUCCCCUAAAAUCCCCUGGUUAUAACGGAGCAUCUAUGAACUCGGCAUAUUCUAGAUUCCAAUCUCCUGCUGCAGGCUCGAUUCCUUUGAUCAAUAGCAAAGGAGGAUACGUUACUUUGCCAAGGAGGCCAAGAGGAAGUAUACCUGAUACCAGUUUGAGACCUCAAGUUUUUUCCACAUUAAAUGGAGUGGUUCCUUCCUAUGACAGUUUCAAUUCCAAAUUCUUUAACUAUGGCGGACAUUACUACAGUCUUAAUAAAAGUGAGAUGGAUAUUGGAUCGUCGGGAAAAAUGAUCUCCGAUUUUAAUGAUUCUGACGAAUUAGAACCUGCUCCAUCUCCAGCUCCAGGUACACCUCAUGCGACGAUACCUAGAAAUAGUUUAAGUUCGCCAAACAUUCAUAAUCAACUUUUGAUGCUGCAAGCGAUGUCGGCGAAUGCCCAAGCCAGAUUUUCUAAAACCUCUGAACAAAGACCGUUAAAGGUUAUGUUGUCAGAAAGUGAGAGCCUCCUGAAGAACCCAUCGGAUUUGAGAGUCGCAUAUAGUGUUAACGUUGUAAGUGGUACUUUAGGUAGAACGAAAGCCUUGCACAUACCUCCAACCAAACCAAGAAAGAGGAGUUCUUGUGAAGUGAAAGAACAAUUCCUUUUGAACGCCGGCGAAAACGCAACUCAAGUAUAAGAACGAUACUAUUUUUAGCGUACUAUGAACAUGUCCUGUUAUGUUUUAUAUGUUAAGUAGAUUCUUUCAUACAUUGAAAAUGUUUGUACUUUGAAAAAAUAUUAAAAAAUAAUAGUAAUUUAUUUUUUGUUUAUGUGAAAUGUUUAUAUUUAUGUGAAACAAUCAUCACUUUAGGGCUUAAGCAAAUAAAAUUAGCUAUAACAACGACUAUUCUUAGUGAAAUGUUUGAAGACUUGGGUAAUAUAUAUAAUGUAAUGCCAUGAAAAUAAUCAUUGUUUAUAUUAACAGGUUUCAUAAUAUUGAUUUAACUUACAUUGCUGCAUAUUUGUAGAUAUAUUACUGUAAACCUAUAUAAUAAAUAGUUAAAACAUAUAUAGCUCUUAAUUUUUAUAUUCUUUGAUAGCAAAUAAUUGCUUUAUUUUUUAAUAAAACACAAUUAACAUCUAUUUGAAUUCAAACAAAUAUUGGUGCUUUAAAGAAUAUUAGUAAAUUGCAUCUGGUCAAAUUUUCCAUGCUUCGUUAUUUUAAAAAAGAGUUGAUAAAGUUACUAAAUUGUAAAUAAGAAAUCAAAAUUUUAUAUGCAAUCAUUUAAUCUCUUUUGCUAGAAGUAGAAUCAAUUGUAUAAAAAAUGUAUAACAUUUAGCUAAAUUCUAGACAAUUGGCUCAGUUGACCAUUUUUUUUUGUAUAAAUUGUGAGAAUUUUCAACUUGUAUCUUUUCUUGGUGUAAAAAUGUAAAUAAUUGAUAACUUUAAAAAUGUUGACGAAACUAUAAUUAUUAUUAAAUUGUAUUUAUAAGACAUGAGAGAGUGUAAGAAGGACCAAAAUGGAAGAAUGCUACUGGAUGAUAGAGAAUGUAUAAUUAUUAAAAAUUAAAACGAUUUGAAAUAC
Molecule: messenger RNA, 3354 nt
Organism: Diatraea saccharalis (sugarcane borer)
Lineage: Eukaryota; Metazoa; Arthropoda; Insecta; Lepidoptera; Crambidae
Source: the annotation of a GenBank genome assembly